Haliotis rufescens (red abalone) is the source of this 4637-nucleotide messenger RNA. Its product is annotated as transcription initiation factor IIB-like. The record is from RefSeq and is a predicted model, not a curated record. Gene Ontology annotation, molecular function: RNA polymerase II general transcription initiation factor activity; TBP-class protein binding. Lineage: Eukaryota; Metazoa; Mollusca; Gastropoda; Lepetellida; Haliotidae. Gene Ontology annotation, cellular component: transcription preinitiation complex; nucleus. Gene Ontology annotation, biological process: transcription preinitiation complex assembly; transcription initiation at RNA polymerase II promoter. The coding region runs from base 276 to 1139 and encodes 287 amino acids. The transcript is spliced from 9 exons.
CACACACCCUGCUGGGGACAUGAUCUGCCAGGAGUGUGGCCUGGUAGUGGGAGACCGGUGAGUACACACACCAUGCUGGGGACAUGAUCUGCCAGGAGUGUGGCCUGGUAGUGGGAGACCGGUGAGUACACACACCCUGCUGGGGACAUGAUCUGCCAGGAGUGUGGCCUGGUAGUGGGAGACCGGUGAGUACACACACCCUGCUGGGGACAUGAUCUGCCAGGAGUGUGGCCUGGUAGUGGGAGACCGGUGAGUACACACACCAUGCUGGGGACAUGAUCUGCCAGGAGUGUGGCCUGGUAGUGGGAGACCGAGUGAUAGAUGUUGGAUCUGAGUGGAGAACCUUCAGCAAUGACAAGAAUACAAAAGAUGCGUCUCGAGUUGGUGCAGCAGAGAACAGCCUUCUUGAUGGUGGUGACCUCUCCACGAUGAUCGCAGCCGUCCCCGGUGGAGGGAAGGACAUGGUGGACGAGUUUGGCAAACCCAUGUACAGGAACAGGAGAACGAUGAACAGUUCUGACCGAGCCCUGCUAAAUGCAUUCCGUGAGAUCAACCAGAUGGCAGACAGACUCAACCUGCCCAAGAUGAUAGCUGAUCGAGGCAACACACUAUUCAAGCAGGUGCAUGAGGGCAAGUCCUUGAAGGGCCGCAGCAAUGAUGCCAUUGCCUCAGCCUGUAUGUACAUAGCAUGUCGACAGGAAGGUGUGCCCAGAACAUUUAAGGAGAUCUGUGCUGUAUCUAAAAUAUCCAAGAAGGAAAUCGGACGGGUGUUCAAGCUGAUCCUGAAGACUCUGGAGACGAACGUGGAGCUCAUCACUACCGGGGACUUCAUGUCGCGGUUCUGCUCCAACCUACAGCUGCCCUCCUCCGUACAGAAGGGGGCGACUUACAUCGCACGCAAGGCUGUGGACAUGGACCUGGUGCCUGGCCGGAGCCCCAUCUCGGUGGCGGCAGCAGCCAUCUACAUGGCCUCACAGGCCUCCAGCGACAAGAAAUCUCAGAAGGAAAUCGGAGAUAUUGCUGGUGUGGCUGAGGUGACAAUCCGCCAGUCAUACAAGCUUAUGUACCCUAAAGCACAUCAACUGUUCCCAGAAGAUUUCAAGUUUGCAACACCCAUAGAACAGCUGCCCAUGCAGUGAGCUACAGCUGUUACUGCAGAGAUGCAGACCCAUAAAUACUGAGUCAUGUACAGGUAUAUGAACAGACAUGGAAACACACACAUGAAUACUGAGUCAUGUACAGGUAUAUGAACAGACAUGGAAACACACACAUGAAUACUGAGUCAUGUACAGGUAUAUGAACAGACAUGGAAACACACACAUGAAUACUGAGUCAUGUACAGGUAUAUGAACAGACAUGGAAACACACACAUGAACAGACACAUAAAUACUGAGUCAUGUACAGGUACAUGUAUAUGAACAGACACAUGACACACAAACUGACACAGACACAUGACACACAAACAGACACAUGCCACUCAAACAGACACAUGACACUCACACAGACACAUGACACAUAAAUAGACAUGUGAACAUACUUAAGAACAGCCACAGGCAAUUUAACAGACAUUUAAACAGCUACAGACACAUGCACAGACACACAUUGGAUACAAGCAGACAGUGGGUUUCACCAAAGUUUUAAGCGUCUGAGACCUGCAUCACUUAAGGCUGACACGCUAUGAUAUAACUGGAAUACUGUUAAAAGCGGCUUUAAACCCAACUCACUCACUACAAAGGAUGCAAUGUCACAAUGUCACAAUGUCUACAUGCAGUUCAUAUCACACCAGCCACAGAAACUUGUUUGGACAACAGAAUAAUGACCAUGGGGUGGAGCAGCAUUGUCCUGCUGCUGUAUCAUUUGUCCUCCAUGUGGGAGGCUAGGGACUGAAUGGAAUCAUGAUGUAAUAUGCCUCAGUUGGAGGAGUUGCAGCUCACAAUGGAACUGAAUGUAUUUCAUGCGUUGAUCAAGUACAUCAUUAAAACAUAUCCAGCUUCAUCAUCUACUGAAUGUUUCUUCUGUGUGGUGUAAGGCCCAUCAAGAUAUGGGGUAUGGUAUCCAAAAUAUUUUUACGGGCCAUCAAACUGUGGACUUAUGGCAUCUGAAUAGUCUAAGGGCCAUCAAUAUAUGAGGAUAUGGUAUCUGAAUGGUGUAAGGCCCAUCAAGAUAUGGGGUAUGGUAUCUGAAUGGUCUAAGGGCCAUCAAGAUAUGGGGUAUAGUAUCUGAAUGGUGUAAGGACUAUCAAGAUGUGGGAUAUGGUAUCUGAAUGGUCUAAGGCCCAUCAAGAUAUGUGGGUAUGGUAGCCUAGUGGUCUAAGGCCAUAAAGCUGUGGGAGUAUGGUAUCUGAAUGGUCUAAGGGUCAUCAAGCUAUGUAGAUAUGGUAUCUGAAUGGUCUAAGGGUCAUCAAGCUGUGUAGAUAUGGUAUCUGAAUGGUCUAAGGUCCAUCAAGCUGUCAAAUUAUGUUAUCUGAAUGGUCUAAGGGCCAUAGAUGUUGUAGCCAAGUGAUCGAAGGGCCCUCAAGCUGUGGAGGUAUUGUAGCCUAGUGGUCUGAGAUCAUUUAUGCAUGGAGAGGAUGGAGGGCAAUAAUUCACCCCAAUUAUAAGCCUUGGUAUGUCUGCACCACACCCAUGCAAGUGGAUUAGGAUCCUCACACAUUAUUGGUCCUGGUUACAGUCUUCAGCAACCUGUGCUUGUCAUAAGAGGUGACUAACAUGAUCAGCCUUGCUCCCUUGGUUUGAUGUCAUUGUAUCCCAGUUGCUGGAUCUAUGCUCAUAAUGUCAGUCACUGGAUUGUCUGGUCUAAAAUUGAUUAUUUACAGACUGCCAUCAUAUAGCUGGAAUAUUGCGGAGUGCAUUGAUAAAGUACCCAAGAAAUCAACAUUAUGAUGUGACUAAGACUUGAUGUUUGGUGUAUUUCCGUGGUAUGCCCGCUGUGUUGCUGCUUUGUGGCCACACUGGUUUGAUGAGCUGAAGUUUGCCACCUCUUUGUAAUGUUGCAGGUUCAAAAUCAUUUUACUUUAUUGAUGUUACUUUGGUUUUAGUUUUACAUGUGCAUGAUGUGUAUGAUGUAAGUCAGUCAUUGGGGAAGAUCUAUCAUGUCAUCCCUAUGUUGUAUUCUAUGUCCUAUGUAGUCCCAAUGCUGUGUCCUACAGCAACAUGUCACAUUGUGUUGUACAGCAACAUGUCACAUUGUGUUGUACUGCAACAUGUCACAUUGUGUUGUACUGCAACAUGUCACAUUGUGUUGUACUACAACAUGUCACAUUGUGUUUUACUGCAACAUGUCACAUUGUGUUGUACUGCAACAUGUCACAUUGUGUUGUACUGCAACAUGUCACAUUGUGUUGUACUGCAACAUGUCACAUUGUGUUUUACUGCAACAUGUCACAUUGUGUUGUACUGCAACAUGCUACAUUGUGUUGUACUGCAACAUGCUAUAUUGUGUUGUGCUGCAACAUGCUAUAUUGUGUUGUGCUGCAACAUGCUACAUUGUGUUGUACUGCAACAUGCUAUAUUGUGUUGUACUGCAACAUGCUAAAUUGUGUUGUACUGCAACAUGUCACAUUGUGUUGUACUGCAACAUGUCACAUUGUGUUGUACUGCAACAUGCUACAUUGUGUUGUACUGCAACAUGCUAUAUUGUGUUGUGCUGCAACAUGCUAUAUUGUGUUGUGCUGCAACAUGCUACAUUGUGUUGUACUGCAACAUGCUAUAUUGUGUUGUACUGCAACAUGCUAAAUUGUGUUGUACUGCGACAUGUCACAUUGUGUUGCACUGCGACAUGCUACAUUGUGUUGUACUGCAACAUGCUAUAUUGUGUUGUGCUGCAACAUGCUACAUUGUGUUGUACUGCAACAUGCUAAAUUGUGUUGUACUGCAGUAUGCUACAUUGUUGUACUGCAUCACACAUUGUGUGGUAAUUCAAAAUAUUACAUUGUGUUGUUCUACAAGAUACAUUGUGUUGUAUUGCAACAUGCUACAUUAUGUUGUACUGCAGUAUGUUACAUUGUUGUACUGCAACAUGUUACAUUGUUGUACUGCAUCACACAUUGUGUGGUACUUUAAAAUAUUACAUUGUGUUGUACUACAAGAUACAUUGUGUUGUACUGCAACUAUCCUGCAUGGUGGACAUGUUUUGUGACCACAUACUGCAAGGAUGGUAUUGUUGUACAUGUACAGAUAUGCUUUCCCUUUGCUUUGCAAGUCAUGUUGUAUUGUAUGUACUGUUUUCACAACAUCCGGUUCACUUUUCAGACAGGAUGUAAUAUCACAGCAAAUGGAAUACUGGUACUGUCCAGUCUGUGAGAAUAGCUUAAGUUCUUAUUUUAUUCUUCUGUUCUACUAAGACAUGCCAAUUCAAAACAUAGAUAUUUGAGUUGGUGAGUCACACAGCCUGGAAGAGGUCUAUCAGUUUUAGGGUAUCCUCCUCUUAUUUGUUACCUACUUCUUUACCCACAAGCAAAACAUACUGAUUGUCCAUGGAAUGUUGGAAGGAAAGUUCACGUGAUAUGUCGUAAAACAUGUAUUAUUCACGUACAUGAACAAAGCAAAAUAUGAACCUUUCUAAUUUUGUAUGAAUGUUUUUAUUGAUAUGUUUGUUGUUGUUACUGUAAAUAAUUGAAAUAAACUAUUUACGCUCAA